GAAAAAGAAGCGAGUAAAGCAAAAGAGAAUUUGGAGAUUGAAAAAAAGAGGUGGAACAAAAUGUCAAGUGUCUUGAAGUCACUUCAAAAAAAUGACCUUACUACGCAGCCACAAUUGAAGAUGGGCUACCAUCACCUGGCAAGAAAAUUAGAGACUACUGACAUACGUGACAUUAUUGAGAAUACAGAUUUUGAUUGAGAGCACGGGGCAGAGAGAACACCACCUAUAUCAUGCAGAGUCGCUCCUUUACGUAAAGAAGGAGAGGAUCAUGCAUAGUCGCUUCACUUCUUGGUUUCGCACACGGAAUCGGAAGACGAUGGCGAACAAUAAUCCGUACGAACAAGAAGGCGUAAUCAAUGACCCUUUCGAUCAUGGUGGUGCAUCAUCAUCAUCAUCAACGCCAGCGGCUCCAGGACAGAACAAAUCAAUACGGAGUCUAUUCACGACGAUUAUGGCUUUUGAUACUGUAAUAUCUUUCAGCAAGAGCAAGUAGAGGGUCACUUCUGCCUCUGGAGACUCGGAUGUUUUCAUGGCAGAACUAGGAGUCACUGACACCUGCAUGUUCGUCUAGUAGACUGACGUGAUAGAACCAACACUGUGGAAUCCUAAUAAGUCCUUUCUCUUUCAUGUGCCUUCAUGUAAUAUCUUGCAAGAGUAGAAGUUGAACCAUCUAAUCCCCCCUCCGCGUCCUCCAGUGGAGUGCAGCCCAGUCCAGAAAGGCACAAACCCCUGUAUCCUGGAAGUGCAACGCCACCAACAACGAGUGCGAUGAUGGACCUCGAACGACAGAUGGAUUUGGAGAAUCCGCCAUUAGUACCAGACUGCGUUUUUCGAAACGUAAAUGAAGUGGAUUUUAUGAGAACAAUUUUGGAAUAAGUACUUGAUUUUUUGGUUCGUUUGGUUUUCUUGUUCGUAUUUACUCAUUUACGUUUCAUCAAACAAAAAAACACUUGAUGUUCUAUACUUCUAGUAUCUACUACUUAAAUACUCUGAUCGUCCACAUCAACCUUCUCUAAGUAUUUUCCCUUUCCCCUGUCAACUUCCAUGCCUAUGGCCCUUUCCUCUCACGCUCUUUCAUACUACUAGAGCGAGGUCCUAUCGACUUGGAUUCAUCGAUGACGAGUGGAAAGGGCAGGUCUGGAGGCAGGAUCGCAAGUGCCCUAGCAGCCGCGCAGAGAGCGCUUACCCCACCCAAAUACAAUUUGGAUUAUCAUGCGCAAGAAAACUUUCCGACAUGGCGUGAAGGCGCGACACCACCCAGGAGUCAGAGUAUUUUUAGGGAUUCUUUGAUUCUAGUGCCCCCUCUCAACUUCAAUUCAAAAGAAGGCGUGGUCUUAUUUGUGGUUUGACAGACACAUCAGGUCAUGUUCAAAGUAGAUGGUUUUCUACCAUAGAUACAUACGUUAAAAACAAAUCGUUCAUCUCUUCCUUCUUCAUUCGACCCAACUACAGCCGGUACGCCCAUCUACGGCGGCACACCUAGGCAGGACGACUUGCCACCAGCGCCACCUAGACAAAGUGCUUUCCGGGAUUUAGCUGUUAGGAAAGGCCGACAAGAAAAAGAUGGCAGCGAAGCUUCGUCGCACGAAACACCAGUCUGUACACCUAGUGUCACGCCACACGGGACACCACGUUCAGAUAUGACAAAUAAGGUCUUUUCAGCGGCUAGGCAUGGAAAGCAUAAAGUAGUAGAGGAUUGCCUACUGCAGGAAGAAGGAUACUUCGAUCCUCUCAACACUGUGGAUCAUCAUGGUACCGAUAACCUUCAUUUGUAGCGGUCUGUUCCUUUGAACACUGUGGAUCAUCAUGGUACAACAUAAAUUAGCUCUUAUGAUAUCAAUGUGAGCGUCACUGUUGAAAAUAUUACUAUUUAGGAUCAUGGUAGAAGAUCAAAAUGAUAUCGACGUAGGAUUACCAGCAUCAGCAGAACGACCCCCGUUAUUUCCACGAACCAGGGAACACCUCAUCAUUCGAUAUUAUCGCUCGGCCCCCGUCAUCCAGGUAACACCCUGUUCCACAUCGCAUGUCAGAACGGAAACAAGAAGAUAGGGAAAUUAGCGAUAAAGUACGGUGGCGAUAUGAACAAGCAGAACAACAAAGGCAAUACAGGUCUGCACUUCCUGUAUCAAUUCGGGUAUUCAGAGAUUGCCGAAUACUUCAUAUCCAAAGGCGCGGACGGAAAUAUUGAGAACGACAAGGGGUAUCCGUGUUACAAGGGAUUUCGAGGAGACAUUGAGCCGAAUGGGUGAAUGAGAACGUCGCGGGCGUUGUUUUUUUAAAUAUCUUUAGUGCAUAGUCGACCAUUAUUUAGCUUAUAGCAACGUCUUAUUUUUUUUGGUUAAACACACAGACUGACAGACAACUUGUGAGUAGUUACAACAAUAUUGAGUUCUUGCGCUAAAAAAGAGAAAGACAAAGUAUUAAGACAACUUGUGAGUUCUCCAUGACUGACAAAGUAAAAGGACAAGAACGAUGACUGGCAAAAAGUUGUUUUUAUGAACAGAUUUCAUCCUAGAGUACUUACUUAGUUACGUAGACGCACAGAUGACACCUAGACAAUGACAAGAAUUCUUCUCCAAGGUUUUUCUUAUCUAAUCACAAAUAUAGUGACAAACACGCACCAAGAAUUUUCUUUGCUAAGACAACUCGCGCAGUCACCAAAGUGACUGACUUCUGAAGUUUUUUUACCUCCAGCAAAGAUGAGUCUACUUACGUGGACUCUGGUCACCAGCUGAUAAUAGUAG
This is a messenger RNA of Amoebophrya sp. A25, 2744 nucleotides long. The record is from the annotation of a GenBank genome assembly. NCBI's taxonomy places the organism in Eukaryota, Dinophyceae, Syndiniales, Amoebophryaceae.